UUUUACUACCAUUUUUAUUAAUAAUUAUCAUUCCAUAGAAUACAAAAUUAUCUUUGAUUAGUUUAUUUUUAUUAGCUAGUUUAUCGAUUAUUAUUACUAAAUAAAAUCACCCAUAUUAUAUUGUGCACUGGACGUUUUGGGAAAACGCGUAUCGCCAUUGCCCAACGAUAGAGAUCAGUGUGUUAGCUCCUUUGGUAGGUUUAACUAGAUUUAAUAACAUAAAUAAUAGCCUACUAAUAUACAUUUAUAAUAUAUUAUUUAUGCGGCCGCGACAAACGCCGGACACAACGUACAACAGCAGUCGUUAUUCUUUUCACGUCGACGUUAUACCUAGUUUUGCAACAUGCGUUUUACCGUAGCUUUUGGCUUGUUGUUGACGGUAUGCGGGUUUGGCAGCGGGGCCGUGAUCACGGAAACGGAUUGCCCGUACCUGGUGCUGGACGAUGAGUCCAAAAUCAUCGUGGCCGAACACCCCGGAAUGCCGGCGGCCAACAAGACACAGCCGCGGAUCGACGCCUUCAUCACCACACAGUCGCGAACCAGCCCCGGCAACCUGACCGCCGUCGCCAACGUUCAGUACAAAUGCGCCGACGGAUUGCCGGCCAAGCGGGUCCAGCAGUUCCGCCACUGUUGCAGCGGCGCCUUCGACGAAAAAACCAAAAAGUGCGAUAGCGUUUGCAGGUCCGCGCCCCAUAAGAGCAGAGUACGAAGAUCAGAUGAUCCAUGUCCGUUCAAGUGCAAGCUCAUGUCAGCCGGCUUGUUUCUUUUUGAAUUGAUAUUAAACAUAUUUCCCACUGUUUGGUAGAUCGUAAUCGGAUUUUUCUUUGUCAUGAACAACAUCCAAGUGUGAUCGUGCUGAGGUCGACCAUUUUUUUUAUUUUGUAAACAAUUCAUAAUUAAAACGAUUCCAGAUUUGUGUGCAACCGCAAAGACAUCGGUUUUACCGGGUCUUAUCCACAUCUGGUUUACAAAGCCAUUCAAUAAAUUUGACUUCCUUAUCUUAGCGAUUUUUCAAUAUAAUCUUAGAUUAUUUUAGUACAACAUUUUUCUACAAAAAUCAUUAUAUAUUAUGUGUCACAUGUAUUAUGUUAAAUUUGUUUUUAUUAAUAAGAAUAUUUAGUAACAAUAUAAUAUUGUGUUGUGUUUUGA
This is a messenger RNA of Adelges cooleyi (spruce gall adelgid), 1149 nucleotides long. RefSeq lists its product as uncharacterized. The coding region runs from base 344 to 805 and encodes 153 amino acids. NCBI's taxonomy places the organism in Eukaryota, Metazoa, Arthropoda, Insecta, Hemiptera, Adelgidae. The record is from RefSeq and is a predicted model, not a curated record. The transcript is spliced from 2 exons.